Messenger RNA from Rhipicephalus sanguineus (brown dog tick), 3423 nucleotides. RefSeq names its product alpha-(1,6)-fucosyltransferase. NCBI's taxonomy places the organism in Eukaryota, Metazoa, Arthropoda, Arachnida, Ixodida, Ixodidae. Bases 663 to 2372 code for a protein of 569 amino acids. Gene Ontology annotation, molecular function: alpha-(1->6)-fucosyltransferase activity. Gene Ontology annotation, biological process: protein N-linked glycosylation. The transcript has 10 exons. The record is from RefSeq and is a predicted model, not a curated record.
UCUCGCCAUGUUCAUGGCGCUCAAACGCCCCAUUGCUGCCGCUGUGUGGGGCGGAACAUAAAUGAAAGCCCGGUGCGGUGCCGUUCCUAUGCUUCGCCGCCAUGUUGUGAGGAGGGCGGCUUCGUCGUCUGCUUACAACGCUGCACGAUUACCGUCUCCACUGUGGUGUGUAUUCUCGUCGACGGCACCCAGGAAGCCGUGCGCAUCGCCCAGCGUCCUCAGCCUCUGUGCCCCGCCACCAUGCACGGCAGAUUUGUGUUGGGGCGGGACGCCUCUCCGUCCGUAUACGUGAAUAACUGCGCAGUGCGCGCUGACAUGUCUUCGUGAGCUAGUCGCGAUAUUGUGUUUCGUGCCGUCUGGUUCAAUCGCUACGUCAGGAUCAAUGUGCGACGUCGUCUGCUAGUCUUGAGAUAUGUGUUAUCCUUAUCCGUCGUACCUCUCCCGACACCACGCGACAUCAAGGUCUUGUCCUGCGCAUCGGUGAUCUUUAUGUGUACUGUGCUGCCGCCGCGCUGUCGAGUAUAUCCAGUCGCCGGCUGUUGAUUGCAACCCACGUGCCGACUCUGAGGGCUUCCACACGAAUACACGAGCGACAGCGAAACGGAAACCGGACAGUUAUUUUUACGGACGAGCUACCGUGCUGUGCUCAGUGAGGGGGAGUCAUGCUGGCCAUCAAGAAUCGACUGUCGGCCAGGGCUAUCAGCGCCGUACUCCUGGUGACAUGCCUGUGUCUAGGGUGGGUCAUCAUUUCCGGGUACUCGUGCCGCACAUUCCGGUACGAGGUGCUGAUCUCUAACAGCGAGGAGUCACCUCUGAUGGCCUUUGGGCUGUUGAGCUUCUCAUCGCGAAGCAACUCGACAGAAGCACCCGCUGUUAAGAGACAACCGGUGGCGCAGUCAUCCGUAGAUCAAAAGACUUUCGACCCUACAAUGCUAAGAGGCGAAGAUGACACUCACGUGGAGCGCCUGGCCAGGUUGGAGGCCACCAUCAAAGGGAUGCGCGAAUUCCUAGUGCGACACAUGCCGAUGUCGUCCGGUCCUGGCAACAACACCCGAGCUGCAGCGACCCUUGUCAAGGCCCGUGAGUACCUCAGGGUUAUGGAGGCAGAUGUAGCAGCUAUCAGAGAUACAGACCAAGCUGUCAGAAAAAGUGCGGAAAAAAUGCGCAGACUGCGCGACUACGUCCGGCGCACAAUUGAACGGCUUCAGAACCCUGCUGACUGCAAAUCAGCGCCCAAGCUGCGCUGCCUCCUAGACAACCCGUGGGGAUUUGCAGCCGGUGUUCAUGACGUCCUUUGGUGUUUUGUGGCAGCCUUGCAAAUGGGUCGCACGUUGAUUCUCAACAGCACGGCAUGGCACUAUGCUCCAGGUGACAGUGGGUGGACAAAGGCACUCCUACCUCUCGCUGGGCCCUCCUGCAAUGGUGUCGGCACUCGCAACAUGAUAGUCAAUGGCUACCCUGGAUAUGAUUCUGGCCUCAAGCAGCGAAGCAGAAUCCUGGACCUACCCGCGACUAUCGCGAAGGACUUGGUGGCAAAUCACCGCGAACCGUACGCCUGGUGGUAUGGCCAGAUCAUGGCUUACAUUUUCCGGCUACAGAACUCGACACGAAAGCUGAUAGAAGACUUCAAGUUCAAUAAUGACUACAAGCAUCCUAUCGUAGCUAUGCACAUUCGGCGCACGGACAAGAAGCGGGAGGCUGGCUUCCAUGAUGUGGCCGAGUACAUGCAACACGCCGAAGAGUUCUACAGCACCCUAGCACUCAGGGGGCUGUCUGUCCAGAAGCGCGUGUUCGUCGCCACUGAUGACCCCACAGUCAUUACUGCGAUAAGAUCGAAGUUUCCAGCUUACAAGGUCAUCUCGAAUCGGCGCUCUGCUCAUGAGGCCUUCGACAUGAAGGCUCGAGCUAAAAGCUCGGCUCUGACUGGAAUGCUCAUCGACAUACACCUUCUCGCCGAAUCGGACUACCUCGUUUGUGCCUUCUCUUCUGGGUUCUGCCGUGUCGCCUACGAGCUGAUGCAAGCCCGGUAUGCCGAAACGGGAGCGGAUGCGACGCCCAAGGCAGUGUCUGUCGACGUCGAAUACUUCUACGCUUACGUGCCCUUUCCACCGCGACGAACGUUGUACCCCAACACGCGCGUCUUCCAGAACGAGCUGGAGUGGACGGCUCCCGGUGUGCUGAUCGAAAGGACCGACGAGUUGGCGUCCCUGAAGGAGGCGAAGGACAAGAUGUACGCGGACGGUUUCAACACUGGUCGUCUCGCGGACUCUCGUGCGAAUGGCAACCGCGCGGUAUUCCCGCGCUUUAAGACUGUACGGACUUACUCCGGGGCGCGCUAUGGUGCUUUCAACGACUCGCGAACGUUGUUGUAGAUGCAUAGAUGUGAAGUGCGGUGUGCAGUGUGACCGCAAUUUCAACGUGGUAGCUUCUGGCCAGUUAGGUUCGGCAGCGAUUCGAUCGCCUUGUCAUAUGACAGCUAGGCCUAGGUGACAAGAGCGUACCCGGUACACAACAUGCGUUAGGCCUAACUGAAACGGAGAGACGCCCUUUCGGCUAAACAUGGUAUAGAUGUGCUCUGGUACUCGCCGUGGUACUUACAGAGGCUGGAAAAGAGCGUUAGAGCAAUUUUCUUGAUUAAAAUAUUGCUAUGUCAGCGUAACUCCACUAAACCGAGCAUGCCCAUAUGCCCGCUUUGUGAACUUUGCCUUAGGCGGGACAGUGGACGUUAUUUCACCGCUUCACAAUUAUAUGUAAGCGCAAGUGUUCGUGUCAUAGUAGCAUGCUGCUGCUGGUACCAGAACGGAGCAUGACGCUGCGACCGAAAUGUCAAGCGGCUGCAACACUGAAUCGAGAUUUCUUCUUUUGCGAUUCCUGUCCAGGUCAGUAUUGCAGUGCCCUCGGCUUGGCUCUUCAGACGGGUUUUGUUUUGAUACGAAGUUCGUCUACAUGCUUUCCUUCCCAAAGAUAUGCAAAGCACCAUGUGAUAUGCGCGUCCUACAAUUAUGCGGCAUAAUGCAGUGAGGGCGAUUCAGGAAGUGGUUGCAUUAGUACAAGCUUGUUUCGUGUCAUUUCAAUGGUUGAGAAAACCUCUAGUGUGAGUUGAUGGAGCAAUCUGAUAUAACGCAAGCCAACUGUGUUACUAGAGACGCGGUGGCUGUCCCGGGUGUUGUUUGCAGGCUCGUACAAUAUGUGCUCCUUUUGCUUACACGACUUAUUAAAAAAUAUUCCACAUCACGGGGGGGAAUAUGCGACUUACAUUUUAUAUAAUGCUAUAGUCCAGUGCCAUGAAGGCUGGCAAGCCAGUCGAGCAUAAAACACAAUAAUAUCCAGUUACACGCAAGCUGUUGCCAUUUGGCCAGUGUUGUCGCGUUUUUUUUUUAAAUACGCUUAUGCUUGUAGACACGCAAACACACACACACACAC